CAUGUGUAGUUCGUUAUCCCUCACUCUUCAAUCUCCAAACCAUUCACUACAAACUCAUGGCGACCACGCUGCAUUCAUUAUUGCCAGUUCUGCUGUGUCUGCAGCUCGUGUCGGCCAUAUCGGACGACGACACUACCGCGACGGUCAAGACCAUCUUCGACUCCAGCGAUGGAAUGGACAUUAACGGCGUUAUUCUGGCCAUCGGAGCAUUGCUAGUCGGCGCUUUACUGGUCGUAGCUGGGUAUCGCCUGUGGCAAACAACGGUCUAUGCAUUAGGUUUCUUGGGUGGCGGUGUUGUCAUCGCCGUCAUCUUCGAAAAGGUCGUCAAGGACGAGACGUGGGUGCUCACAGCCUCAUGGAUCGCCUUCGUAGUCGGUGGUAUCAUCGUCGGCUACAUCUGCGUCUACAUCUAUUGGGCAGGCGUCUUCAUGGGCGGAGCGGUCGCUGGUGCAUCGCUCGCCAUCCUAGUGAACACAUCGUUCGGCUACAAGUUCGCACCGUCUCAUCCGGCCACGGUCCUCAUUGUACUGGUCGCGGUGUUUGCCAUCAUUGGCGGUGGUUUAACGUUGUGGCUACAGAAGCCAGCACUUAUAGCUGGUACGAGUUUAGUGGGGGCGUUCCUCCUGUUCUGGGGUAUCGGAUACUUUGCCGGCAAUUAUCCGACGUUCAACGAUCUGGAGCGGUUCAGGACGUACAACUCGAGCGGUGAUCUAGUCUACUCCAUCCCCGGAGCUUGGUGGGGCUAUCUAGUCGGAACACUCGUGGUCUUUGGUUUGUCCAUGGUGCUCCAGUUCCGGUUUACCGGCAAGGACGUCGAGUACCACACGUUGGACCGCCGAUACCGCGACGAAGACGACAUGUUGCCUCGUCAUAAUGGCGGCAUGACGCCUGCGAGAGUGCAGUACGCUAACAUGAACACACCAGCCGUGCAGACUCAGUACCAGCAGCCAUUUAACCAGCAACGCUAUCCAACGUCCAACCAGGUGCAGUGGGAAGACCUGCAGAACCAGCAGCCUACGCGCCAGAACACAAGCCCAAGCCAGCCGCAGAGCUACGUGGACACAUCAUUGGUACAGCCGCAGUAUCAACAGCGCCAGCAUGACUACCAGAUCUCCGAUGUUGUCCCUACCACCGCUCGACCGCAUGUAUCCGAGCCGGAUACACCUCCUAAUCGAGCUCCAAGCGCGCCACAAUCUCACGUCGUCUAAGUAAUAAAUCCUAAUUUGCAAUCCUUAGAUUUAUCAUGUUGAAGUUGCUAGACGUGUGCCAUGCCAGAAGCUUGUAGCCCACAGAAGCUUGUAGCCCAUUGAACGCCGUAGCCACCGACGCGUUCGACGUGUCACGUGCUAGACACCAUCCAUCCGAGUCGUUACU
Molecule: messenger RNA, 1374 nt
Organism: Phytophthora nicotianae INRA-310
Lineage: Eukaryota; Oomycota; Peronosporomycetes; Peronosporales; Peronosporaceae
Exons: 1
Coding region: 57-1208 (383 amino acids)
Cellular component (GO): plasma membrane
Source: RefSeq, a predicted model, not a curated record